AUGGGGGACCCUUUUAGUGUCGCUGCCUCAGCGCUAACUAUCAUCGCAGCCGCAAUCGGGGCGACAAAGGCGCUAAAUGAGACGGUGAAAAGCUACAAGGGCCGCGACAAGACCUUAGGCAGACUACAAGGUGGUCUUGAAGACCUUAUCACGACUUUGCACUCUCUACAGGAGAAAACUUCUAAACUUACUCACGGGGUUAUCGAGGAGUAUAGCGAGAUGAUCAAAGAUACGGCGUACCAUCUCGAGGUACGCCUUCAACGCAUCGAUGAGAAAAUGGAAGAUGUUGCCGCUGCGCACCGUACAACUUCCUCCAAGCUUCAGGAGUAA
This is a messenger RNA of Parascedosporium putredinis, 330 nucleotides long. The record is from the annotation of a GenBank genome assembly. Lineage: Eukaryota; Fungi; Ascomycota; Sordariomycetes; Microascales; Microascaceae.